AUGUCAAGGAGGACUCCUUCUCUAGUGUAUCCAUCUCACAAUGUCAAGGAGGACCCUUCUCUAGUGUAUCCAUCUCACAAUGUCAAGCAUGGCCCUUCUCUAGUGUAUCCAUCUCACAAUGUCAAGGAGGACCCUUCUCUAGUGUAUCCAACUCACAAUGUCAAGGACCCUUCGUUAGUGUAUCCAUCUCACAAUGUCAAGGAGGACCCUUGUCUAGUGUAUCCAUCUCACAAUGUCAAGGACCCUUCUCUAGUAUAUCCAUCUCACAAUGUCAAGGACCCUUCUCUUGUGUAUCCAUCUCACAAUGUGAAGGAGGACCCUUCUUUAGUGUAUCCAUCUCAUAAUGUCAAGGAGGACCCUUCUCUAGUGUAUCCAUCUCACAAUGUCAAGGACCCUUCGUUAGUGUAUCCAUCUCACAAUGUCAAGGAGGACCCUUGUCUAGUGUAUCCAUCUCACAAUGUGAAGGACCCUUCUCUUGUGUAUCCAUCUCACAAUGUGAAGGAGGACCCUUCUUUAGUGUAUCCAUCUCACAAUGUCAAGGAGGACCCUUCUCUAGUGUAUCCAUCUCACAAUGUCAAGGAGGACCCUUCUCUAGUGUAUCCAUCUCACAAUGUCAAGGAGGACCCUUCUCUAGUGUAUCCAUCUCACAAUGUCAAGAAGGACCCUUCUCUAGUGUAUCCAUCUCACAAUGUCAAGGAGGACGCCUUCUCUAGUGUAUCCAUCUCACAAUGUCAAGGAGGACUCCUUUUCUAG
This is a messenger RNA of Ostrea edulis (European flat oyster), 753 nucleotides long. RefSeq lists its product as uncharacterized. The transcript has a single exon. Lineage: Eukaryota; Metazoa; Mollusca; Bivalvia; Ostreida; Ostreidae. Bases 1 to 753 code for a protein of 250 amino acids. The record is from RefSeq and is a predicted model, not a curated record.